AAAAUAACCCGUCCCUCGCAAAUCCUUCACAUUUCAGUCCACUUAUAAUCCCCUCGCUCUCUUCUCUCUCUCUCUCUCUCUCAUGGCGGCCAAAAAGGCAUCAGAGACAUUCUCAAAGGCCCUCGUCGACGAGGUCCAGCGAUGGGGAGAGAAGAAGCAGACGGGGGUGAGCUUGAGGUACAUGAUGGAGUUCGGAGCAAAACCCACCCACAAAAACCUCCUGAUUUCGUCGCAAUUCCUUCACAAAGAGCUCCCCAUCAGGAUCGCGAGGAGAGCCAUUGAGCUCGAGAGCCUCCCCUUUGGCUUGUCCCAUAAGCCCGCCGUCCUAAAGGUCAGAGAUUGGUAUUUGGAUUCCUUCCGUGAUCUUCGAUCCUUUCCAGAGAUAAAGGAUUCAAGCGACGAGUUAGCAUUCACCCAAAUGAUCAAGAUGAUCAAAGUGAGGCAUAAUAACGUGGUACCCGCUAUGGCUUUAGGAGUGCAGCAGCUAAAGAAGGACUUGAACCCCAAAGUCGCGACUAAAGAUCUACAAGAAAUUCAUCAAUUUCUUGAUCGCUUUUACAUGUCAAGGAUCGGAAUCCGUAUGCUUAUUGGACAGCAUGUGGCUCUGCAUGAUCCUGAUCCGGAACCUGGAGUUAUAGGUCAAAUAAAUACUAAAAUGUCUCCCAUGCUCGUGGCUCGAAAUGCUAGUGAAGAUGCUCGCAGUAUAUGCUUGCGGGAGUAUGGAAGUGCUCCAGAAAUUAGCAUAUAUGGAGAUCCAAGUUUUACCUUCCCAUAUGUCCCUUCACAUUUGCAUCUUAUGGUAUUUGAGUUAGUGAAGAACUCUUUACGUGCGGUUCAAGAGCGAUUCAUGAAUUCAGAUAAAGAUGCUCCUCCUAUUAGAAUAAUAGUGGCUGAUGGUAUAGAGGAUGUUACAAUAAAGAUAUCAGAUGAAGGGGGUGGUAUACGGAGGAGUGGUCUUCCAAAGAUUUUCACUUAUCUUUAUAGUACCGCGAAAAAUCCACUAGAUGAAGACCUUGGAGUAGUGGAUGGGGUAACUAUGGCUGGAUACGGUUAUGGGCUCCCAAUCAGUCGUCUAUAUGCUCGAUAUUUUGGAGGUGAUUUGCAAAUUAUCUCCAUGGAAGGCUAUGGAACUGAUGCGUACCUCCAUUUAUCUCGCCUUGGAGAUUCGCAAGAACCCUUGCCUUGAUGCUUCACAAGAUUGUUCUCCAUUUCUUCUGUUUGGAGCUCAAAAAAAAUUGUACAUCACAACAUUGCUGUAGCUGACUUUGUGGCUAAUUCUCUUAAUUUAGAAGGAACUUCAGUAGAUAUCAUGCUCUGUAUUCUCAUUGUUCUCUAUUGAAAAUCUGCAGAAAUUUUCAAUUGCCAUCAAGUAGCGAAGAAAGAAAGAAGGUAGUUUGUACAUAUGCAUUAAAAGUCUGCAGAAAUUUUCAAUCGCCAUCGAGUAGCCAUAUGCAUUAAAAAUCUGUAGCCUGUAGAAUAAAAUGUGGAAUUAUCAUCGGAUUCAAUCGGGAGAAGGAAAGUGUUUACUACACCUUUUUA
This is a messenger RNA of Asparagus officinalis (garden asparagus), 1539 nucleotides long. RefSeq names its product pyruvate dehydrogenase (acetyl-transferring) kinase, mitochondrial. The record is from RefSeq and is a predicted model, not a curated record. Gene Ontology annotation, biological process: regulation of glucose metabolic process; protein phosphorylation. The transcript has 6 exons. Gene Ontology annotation, cellular component: mitochondrion. The coding region runs from base 83 to 1186 and encodes 367 amino acids. NCBI's taxonomy places the organism in Eukaryota, Viridiplantae, Streptophyta, Magnoliopsida, Asparagales, Asparagaceae. Gene Ontology annotation, molecular function: pyruvate dehydrogenase (acetyl-transferring) kinase activity.